CGGGCCGGCUGGGCAGUGCACCUGCACCUCGGCGGGCUGCUUGGGGCAGCGUCCCCGGUCUGCCCGGCCCCGCCAUGGCCAGGCCGCAGAGGACUCCGGGGCGCAGUCCUGACAGCAUCGUCGAGGUGAAGAGCAAAUUUGACGCCGAGUUCCGACGCUUCGCACUGCCCCGUGCUUCAGUGAGUGGCUUCCAGGAGUUCUCACGGUUGCUGCGUGCUGUGCACCAAAUCCCUGGCCUGGAUGUGCUGCUUGGUUACACAGAUGCGCACGGCGACCUGCUGCCCCUCACUAAUGAUGACAGCCUGCACAGGGCUCUGGCCAGCGGGCCCCCACCACUGCGCCUGCUGGUGCAGAAGCGGGCAGAAGCUGAUGCCACUGGCCUGGCUUUUGCCUCCAACUCUCUGCAACGGCGCAAGAAGGGGCUCUUGCUUCGACCAGUUGCACCACUGCGUACCCGGCCACCACUGCUAAUCAGCCUGCCUCAAGAUUUUCGGCAGGUUUCCUCAGUAAUAGAUGUGGACCUACUACCUGAGACCCACCGACGGGUUCGGCUGCACAAGCAUGGUUCAGACCGCCCCCUGGGCUUCUACAUCCGAGAUGGCAUGAGUGUCCGUGUGGCCCCCCAGGGCCUGGAGCGGGUUCCAGGCAUCUUCAUUUCCCGCCUGGACCUGGUCCUACUGAACCUGAUAGUGACGAUGACAGCAGUGACCUGGUCCUUGAGAACCACCAGACACCCUGUUCCAAUGGGCUGUCUCAGGGGUCCCCAUGCUGGGAUCUGCAUCCUGGCUGCCUACUUCCUGGUGCCCGAAGCUCUCUGCCCUCCCUGGAUAGUCAAGAACAGGCCAGCUCUGACUGGGGGAGUAGCAUACAAGGAGAUGGUAGUGGCUUCAGCCUCUGACAGGCAAGGAUGCAGCCCCUUGUCACUUGAGGCUGCUGGAACAUGGCAUGGACUGCACACUGGGAGGUUAGCUUGCUCACAGGGCUGUCUUAGCCUGGGCAACAUUAAAGAUUUUCUACAAUUAUCAACAUGGUCCUUCUGUGUCACAGCCCCAGCCUCUUCCUUGAUCCUCCAAGCCUGCCUCUGUCCUGGACAGUGGGGAAACCUGUUAAGUUAAGCAAUAGGAUGGUCACCAGGCUUGGCUUUGUAGAGUAAGAAAAUCUCUUAUGGAUGACCGGCGCAGCCCCCCAGUGAGACAGAGGACGCUCUUGUGGGUAACAGGAACUGCCGCUUUAUUUAUGCGGGCUCUGGUUUAUAUAUUUGGCCGUGACCAAUCACAGGCUGCCACGAGGAAGCAGGGCGGGAAUGGGACGCAGGCUCUGGCUAAUAUAUCCAGCUGUGGCCAAUCAGGGGUUGCCACAGAGUCAGCACGGGGCGAAUACGGAGUGAGCAGGAGGUGCGCACGGGGUGGCUAGUUUAGAGAGGGAGGUAACGCCUUGCGGAAGCUGACGUGGUCUUAUCAUCCCGGGCAGGGUGUGUUGAGGGCCUGCGCCCGACAUAUGGAAACAAAUGCCAGUCUGUACAAAAACUUUAAUUUUGACAAAGGAUUAAAAGAUUGGGAUGGUUC
Cavia porcellus (domestic guinea pig) is the source of this 1565-nucleotide messenger RNA. It is a transcript of the gene Pard6a, whose product is annotated as par-6 family cell polarity regulator alpha. Gene Ontology annotation, molecular function: protein binding. Lineage: Eukaryota; Metazoa; Chordata; Mammalia; Rodentia; Caviidae. Bases 75 to 1115 code for a protein of 346 amino acids. Gene Ontology annotation, biological process: establishment or maintenance of cell polarity; regulation of cellular localization; centrosome cycle. The transcript has 4 exons. The record is from RefSeq and is a predicted model, not a curated record. Gene Ontology annotation, cellular component: nucleus; apical plasma membrane; cell cortex.